AUGAACGAGUCACCGUCGGAGCCUCAAACUCAUCAGCGUCAGCAGUUGAAUGACAUCCAUUCUGUCAUUACUGCUUGUCAGCACGGUCGUCCUGCUAUUGUUGAAGAAGCGCUUCGGCAAGGUGUUUCAGCAAAUGCGGCUGAUGAGGAUGGAUGCUCCCUUCUUCAUUGGGCAGCUAUUAACAACAGAAUCGAGGUCGUUAAACUCCUAUUAUCUUAUAAUGCCGAUCCUAAUGUCCUUGGAGGAGUUUUGGUCUCAUCGCCGCUUCAUUGGGCCGCGCGAAAUGGUCACGUUGCCGUAUGCGCAUUGCUUGUCAAAGCUGGAGCCGUGUGUAAUGUGAGAGAUGCUCAAGGUUACACACCGAUGCAUUUGGCAAUUCAAGGAUCUCAUGUUCCACUGGUUGCGUACUUUCUUCUGAAAUUCGACUAUGCGCGUGAUAUCACUGAUAAUAGCGGAAUGACUCCAGCAAUGUGGUGCGCAUAUCGCUCUUUCACAAUGUUUCCACUUCGACUCAUCGUAAGAAGUGGUGCUGAUUUGACAUUGAAAGAACAUUUGAUGGGAAACACUGCUCUUCAUAUUGCGGCACAAGAACGCAAUCAUUCUGCUGUUAUUGAGUUGCUGGAAGCUGGAGCAAGUGUUGCCAUUCGAAAUAAGCAACAAGAGACUCCACUGGAUAUUGCAAGAAACAACAAAAAUCCACGAAUUCUUGAUGCUAUUGAAGAAGCAGCAAGACGUCAACGAGUGGUUCGCACAAGUUUUGUUCAAAAUUUGUUCGUUCCUCCAAUCAGCACUUACUUCUAUUUCUUCGGACCAACUAUUAUCUUUCUCUUAAUGUGGCAACUUUUCACACACGUUCCGGUGUUUUUUGCUACUGUGAUUGCUCUGAUUUUCUGCAUUACUGCAAUGGUUACUUUGCGAUUCGACUUCCACGAUCCUACUUACAAACUCCUUCCGAUUGGAGUAACUGUUUCAGAAGCAUUAGUGAUGAUGAUCUCAUGGGCCACUUAUGCUCAUUGGUAUGUGCCAUGGUGGGCGCAAUUACUAUUUGUCAUUGCUUAUUUAUCGCUGGUGUUUUCUUUUGUCAGAAUUCUUCGAAUGGAUCCGGGAGUAGCUAGGCCAGCAAAAGACUGUCAUGAGAUGUAUGUUCGUGAGGCGGAAGCUGGAAUACAAUAUCAGGAAAAGUAUUGCUUCUCCUGUUUUAUUCGCAAGCUUGAGCACACAAAACACUGCGCAGUGUGCAAUCACUGUGUGAACAAAUUCGAUCACCAUUGCCCAUGGCUUCAUAGUUGUAUUACAAGAAAGAAUAUGAGAGAAUUCAUUCUUUUUAUUAUUUCGGUUGCUGCUUCAUCUGCUAUUUACUUCUUCGCGACAACUCAUUUUGCUCUAAUUGAGAUAUCAGAGCAUGGAACAGAAAAAUUCAUUGAGACCCAUGCUUUUCUCAUCGUUACAAUAUUCCUAUCUGCCAUGCAUGGUGUGAUGCUGACGGUUUUGUUUUUCGUUCAAAUCAAUCAGAUCUCAAUGAAUGUUACUACUCAUGAUCGUAUUAAAGCAAAUCGCUCCCAUAGCCACACUGAACGCAACAAGCAUGAUCGACACAGUAUAAUUCACCAGCCAAUCACUAUUUCGCAAAGAUGUCACAAUCUUCUUGAGUUUUGCUCAUCGAAUGGGGAUCCCAGUUGGUAA
Caenorhabditis bovis is the source of this 1683-nucleotide messenger RNA. The record is from the annotation of a GenBank genome assembly. Lineage: Eukaryota; Metazoa; Nematoda; Chromadorea; Rhabditida; Rhabditidae.